GAGCAGUCGUCGAGUCGUCCGUCGAGUUGGUUCAGUUGCGUCGCUGGCCGCGCCGAGACAAGAGCAACACGAGACGAGAGUUCGCGCGCAUCCAGUCAGCAUGCGCGGCGCUGCAGAGGCGCUGCUCCGGCGCCGCUCCUCGCUCGCCCUGCUCGCCCUCCUCGCGCUCGCCGCACCCCUGCACCCCGUACAUGGUGGCUCGUGUUGGAUCAUGGCCAAGAACGGACGCUGCAUGCAGCGGCUCUCGGACGACGUCGACCGCGACCACUGCUGCAAAAUGGAUAUGCCAGGGAUGAGUCACCUGGCGGCGUACGUCGACGAAAAAAUGGACUCGGGCACCAUUUUCUUCUACAGGGCGCUGGGCGGUGGAGUCCCCUGCGCCGCGUGUAAAGAUAGCUGCGAGAGGGUGGAGUGCGGCGCCGAGAUGAAGUGCGUGAUGCGCAAUGGCCGUCCCAAGUGCGUGUGCGAGCCGAAAUGUCCGAAGCAGGGCCGCCACCAGCGCGGCGCCGUCUGCGGCUCGGACGGACGCUCCUACCGAAACGCGUGCCGCCUGAGGAAACGGGCCUGCCGCCAACGCUCCGCCGACACGCUCUCCGUCGCCUACCACGGACAGUGCCAAGACUCGUGCUCGAAGGUGCGGUGUCUGGAGCGGAAGCAGUGCGUGGUGGACCAGAACAAGAUGCCGCACUGCGUUCGCUGUUCCCGCAAAUGCGGCAAGGAGGCGCGGAAGCACGUGUGCGGCGCCGACGGCCACACCUACCCGAGCGUCUGCCACAUCCGCGUGGCCGCCUGCCGAAAGGGCAAGGCCGUGCCGAUCGCCUACCGCGGCCGCUGCAAGCCCGGGGCAAGCUGCAGAAACGUCAAGUGCCGCGAGCGUCAGCGUUGCCUGCUGGAGCCAGAGACGGGACACCCGCGCUGCGUGUCGUGCAGCCUGCGGUGCCGCGGCGAGAAGGACGACGCCUACGGAUUCGGCGGGCCCAUCUGCGGCACCAACAACAUCUCCUACCGCACCUGGUGUCAUCUGCUGCAGGACGCGUGCUCCACCGGCUUCGUCAUCGAGACCAAGCACAUCGGAAACUGCACCGACGCCUCGCAACUCCACGGCAGGAACUCGUCCAUGUCGAACUCGCUGUUCAGCGAGAUAUUUGCGCCUUCGUAGCUGGGAGGAAGUUUGACUCUUCCCGCCUUUACUCGCACGUACAGGAAAGAAGUACCUUACCGGAAGCAGAGUAUAUAUAUUUUUAUCGUUUCGACGAAUUAAUUUUUGACACGUAAGGCUGACGCGUUCACGGUUUUAAUCGUAGAAAGUUAGGACUUUUAACUGCUACUCAUUAGUCUCCUUCAAACCAAACGGGCGGAAAUUGACGAGAUCUGCGUUUGCUCUUAAUUGUAAUCGACGAGUAAUGUUCAAAUUAACCAAGUUAAGCUGCGAUGAUUGAUUUUAUAGAUUUUUGUUUACGGGUCCAGAAAGUGUGAAUACUAUAUUAUAUUAUACAAACUUAAACUGAUUUUAAAAUAUGCUGAUUGCAAUGCAAUGUGUGCCUGCCGCUCGGAGGAUGCAAGUUUUUACGUAGUUAGGCUCACACACACACACACACACACUUCUUCUCCUUUAAUUGUUUCAAAUAACCUCAUCUCCGCUCUGUGCCAUAAAAUAAAUAAAAAUGAAAAAACACUCUUCUGCGCUUCAGACGGAAAAUUGUUGCAAACACAAAGUGCGUACGUAAUAAAUACAUAUUGUGAUAGCUUCCGAGAAAAUGAUAGCGAGAGGAGCAUUCUCGAGAGCAUUUACAAAUCUUGUUUUGAAUCAAACGAGCCGCUGCCGCUGCCGCCGCCGCUGCUGCUGGGUGCGAAAGCAACAAACACACACACGAUAAAUAAAAACAAACACAGUCUGUUGAUAUAAUAUAUUAUCCUAGUUUUACGAACGUGUACCUACAGUAUAUGUAUUAUUUAUUGAAAUACUCACCACGAAUAUUAAAAUGUGUAAAUAGCGCGCGCGAGACCGAAUCGGAGAGCCAGAGAGAAUGAGAAUAAAAUCAGAAUACAAAA
Cloeon dipterum is the source of this 2052-nucleotide messenger RNA. It is a transcript of the gene Fs, whose product is annotated as follistatin. Lineage: Eukaryota; Metazoa; Arthropoda; Insecta; Ephemeroptera; Baetidae. The transcript is spliced from 7 exons. The record is from RefSeq and is a predicted model, not a curated record. Bases 101 to 1159 code for a protein of 352 amino acids. Gene Ontology annotation, molecular function: collagen binding; calcium ion binding; protein binding. Gene Ontology annotation, biological process: anatomical structure development.